GUUUGCGCUCUCACAUGAAAGCAGGAGCUAACGGAGGAGGAUUAAAGUAUAACAUUUACGACCAAACUCUGACCUGCGACUUUAAACGGCAUGAGAUACAGCCGACGGCUUCUCCACCGUGCGCGUUUCUCCACACAGGCACACGCUGAAGCUGAGCUAUGAGGUUGUCAGCUGCUGGAUCUGCGGAUGAGAUUAACCUGCAAGCGGAGAGAUAAAGGUGUGACAGCAGCUGAGGACAGCAAGGGGUUCCAACUCACGACAGCCUGCAUCGAUUCCAUUUUCUACGUGUGUGUCUGGUUUUGUAUGAGUGAGUGGCAUAGCAGCUGGAGUUUGUAACGUGAUGCCAAGAUGCUGCUGUCUCUGGGAAUGCUGAUGUUGUCGGCUACGCAGAUUUACACCAUCUUCACUGUUCAGCUCUUCGCUUUCCUCAACCUCCUGCCCGUAGAGGCUGACAUUGCUGCUUACUCAUUCGACAACAAAACAGAGAACUUUGAUGACCUACCUGCACGCUUUGGCUACAGGCUCCCCAGUGAUGGACUGAAAGGCUUCCUGAUUGGCGCUCGACCAGAAAAUGCAUGCGAGCCCAUUGAACCUCCCCCGAGGGACAACCUGACGGGCGCCUUCAUCGUCAUCAUCAAGCGAUUUGAGUGCAACUUUGACAUCAAGGUCCUCAAUGCCCAGAAAGCCGGCUACAAGGCAGCCAUUGUGCACAAUGUGGACUCCGAUGACUUAAUCAGCAUGGGAUCCAACGAUGUGGAUGUUAUGAAGCAGAUCAUUAUUCCUUCCGUCUUUGUAAGUGAGGAGACUGCCAAUUCUCUAAAAGACGACUACAUGUAUGACAAAGGGGGACAUGUGGUGCUCAUGCCUGACUUCAGCCUGCCACUGGAAUACUACCUGAUCCCCUUCCUCAUCAUUGUGGGAAUCUGCCUCAUCCUCAUUGUUGUGUUUAUGAUCACCAAGUUCAUCCAGGAUCGACACAGAGCUCGGAGGAGCCGUCUGCGCAAAGACCAGCUGAAGAAACUUCCAAUCCACAAGUUCAAGAAAGGAGACAGCUACGAUGUGUGCGCCAUCUGCCUGGAUGAAUACCAAGAGGGAGAGAAACUCAGAGUCCUGCCAUGUUCUCAUGCCUACCACAGUAAGUGUGUGGACCCCUGGCUGACCAAGACUAAGAAGACCUGCCCCGUGUGCAAGCAGAAGGUGGUCCCCUCGCAGGGCGAGUCCGACUCCGACUCAGAGGAGGGGGACAGCGGUCCCGAUGACACGGAAGCCGUUUCGGAGAGCACCCCGCUCCUGCGCUCUCUGGCCUCCACCAGUGCCCACUCCUUCGGCACCAUGUCUGCGGGGUCGCGCUCGGAGCAGGACCCGGACUCCUCCGAGUACGACGACGAGGAGCUGGAGAGCAGCGACAGCGAGGAGGAGGUUACCGUGGAGACUGUGGUGGUGCAGAUGCAGCAGCCCUGCUCAGAAAGCCACUCCCACGAACAGGAUCUGCCCCGAGCUUGACCGACAGACCCGAUUGGCCUCCUCUCCCCAACUUCACCACGAAACCUUGCAGCGGCAAAGACUCCAGUUGGGAUGACAGAAACUUUCAUGCUCUGAGUUUUUCUGUUGCUUAAAAUACAUCGUAAUUUAAUGCUCCAUGCAAGGUCAGAUAUGUUUUCAUUUUCAUGUAUGUGACAAGAAAUUAGUUUUUGCUUUGCAGAUGUGACAGAUGACUGAUGUACAGCGUACUGUUUCCUCUCGAAAAGAUGACACACACACACACACAAACGAUCCGAGACACACUGAUCACUUUAACAAAGUCCAAUAAAGUACUAUGUAAAUAUACAAUACAGUUUGAAAUAAGUUACAUCUUAACCUUUAUCUUCUACUAUACAUGUACAUACAAAUUUAUGCCUUGUUUACACAACUCCAACCGCUAUGCAGCAUCCCUCUUAAAAUAAGGAAUUAUUCAGUAUCACGGAAGCCGUGGCAAUAUCUGUUUUUCUGUAUGUCGGAUGUUUGAAGGAGUUGCGGCGCUCCGGCGUUUUGUGCCACAGUUAAUCUGUUACAAUGAUUAACGUUAUGAUAGAGGCCGAAGCCAAACCA
Molecule: messenger RNA, 2088 nt
Organism: Salarias fasciatus (jewelled blenny)
Lineage: Eukaryota; Metazoa; Chordata; Actinopteri; Blenniiformes; Blenniidae
Gene: rnf13
Product: ring finger protein 13
Exons: 10
Coding region: 349-1503 (384 amino acids)
Molecular function (GO): zinc ion binding
Source: RefSeq, a predicted model, not a curated record